Molecule: messenger RNA, 2370 nt
Organism: Alligator sinensis (Chinese alligator)
Lineage: Eukaryota; Metazoa; Chordata; Crocodylia; Alligatoridae
Product: fibulin-7-like
Exons: 9
Coding region: 245-1531 (428 amino acids)
Molecular function (GO): calcium ion binding
Source: RefSeq, a predicted model, not a curated record
GAAGGGACGCCAGCGAGAAGCCUGCAUCUUACCAACAAACUGACUACCUCUCCCUCCCUCACGCACCAGGGAAAGGCCCCUGGGAGCCCGGCUACGGGGCGGUUAUUCUUCUCAUCCCUGACCUCCCAGAGGCUGCAGCAGCUGAGCAGGACCUGAGGAGACUCCACAGGAGCCAUCUAGCAGCGGCAGGGGAGGCAGCAGUAGAGGGAGUCAGCUUCUGGAUCUCAGCUGGACCAGCUCCUGCAUGAUGCUGUUCCUCACGGUGCCGACCUUGGCAGCCCUGUGCUUCCUGCAGCUGCCCCUCAGCAGUGCCCAGGGCUGUCUGAGUAAGCGCCAGGUGCUGAGCACCAUUCGGCAGAUGCAGAAGCUGCUAUCUACCCAGGAGGCUGCCCAGCUGCAGGGGAUGAGAAACCUCAAGAAGCAACUCACUGUCCUGCAGAGCAGUGUUCACAAACAGGCCACCAAACGCAAUGACAGCUGCCCUCACCUGGCAGUGCCCAUGAAUGGCAGGAAGCUGGGCAGGAAAGCCCUGGUGGGGCACGAGGUGCACUUCCUGUGCGAUGCUGGCUUUCACCUGGUGGGCUCGGAGACGCGCACCUGCCUGGACAACCGGACAUGGAGUGGGCAGCAGCCCUUCUGCAAAAGUAUCAAUGACUGUGCUAGCAACCCCUGUGCCAAUGGCGGGACCUGUGUAGAUGGCAUUGAGCGCUACACCUGCCUGUGCCCCAGCGGCUGGUCAGGCAGCAACUGCCAGAGCCCAGUGUAUUCCUACUGGGUGACGCUCAGCAACUCCUCCUUCAGUCGGCAGCCCCGCUGUGCUGACAACCUGCUGGGCUCCCGCCAGUGCAGCUGUGACACAGGCUUCCAGAUGAAGGCCAGUGGCAUGUGCCAAGAUGUUGAUGAGUGCCAGUUGUUCCAGUCCAGCUGGCAGACCCGUAUCUGUGUUCACGACUGUGUCAACCUGCCGGGCUCCUACCGCUGCAUCUGCCCCCAGGGCUACCUGCUCAACACAGACUUGAAUACCUGCAAUGAUGUGGAUGAAUGCACCAACAGCCAGCACAACUGCAGCCGCGGUGAGAUCUGUGUGAAUGUCUUUGGAGGGUUCCGAUGCGUGCGCCCUGAGUGCCCCAAGCCUCGGCACAACACCAGCUACGUCAAGACCUCUGCCUUCCAGUGUGAGCGGAACCCCUGCCCCAUGGACAGCAAAGCCUGCCGCACUGCCGCCAACUCCAUCUCCUUCCACUACCUGCCUCUCCAGUCCAACCGCACCGUGCCCAGGGUCCUCUUCAAGAUGUCCACCACUCGCUUUGUGGGCGACAGCCUGAGAUUUGCCAUCACAGGUGGGAGAGGCCACAGCAUCUUUGCUGUACAGCGGUCUGACCGGCAGACCGGUGAGCUCAUCCUGACCAGCCCAGUGGCAGGGCCAGCUGUCCUGGAGGUGGAGCUAGAAAUGAGUGAGUUUGCCCGGAGGGUCCUUCUUGGGAAGCACAUCUUCAGGGUCAUGACCUUCAUCUCCCAGUAUGAGUUCUGAGCCCCUCCUGCCCUCCUUGCCUGACUAGCUAGUGAGGGUAGGAGGAGCACUGGACAUCCACCUCACAGCAGAAAUGGGGGCCUCCCUGUUAUCCACCCAAGCUGGCAGCUCCAGCCCAACAUCGGUGGAGGCGAUGCUAACUUUCUACCACAUUUCUUGGUUGGACCCAACUCAUUGGAGAUCCUGGUUCUUUGCUUGCCAAAGACCUCACCCUAAAGCUUGCUAAUUUCCUGCCCACUAGUGGUAAUGUUUACAUGUAAUUGCCUUGUGGAACAGUUCAGGGGGGCUGAUGGAAACAGCCCGGUCUGUUUUUGAGAGAGACAUGGGAACAGCCAGGGUCAAAGAGAGUGAAAAAGGGCCCUACUUGGGCAACCACACUGGCCCAGAGGUGAACCCGCUGCUGACAUCUGAACCUGCAGUGUCAUCACAUUUCAGACAGGAGCUGCCCUUACAUACUAAUGCUCCAGGUCUUUGCCUGCGCUUAUACACACACACACACACACACACACACAUCCCCCAGUGGUCAGGCACAGCAUUUAGGUAAGAAGGCACCUGCCCAGCAAGAGCACGUGGAGGGUACAGGGACAGCGACAGCAGGAUACACAUGGAGCAUGGGUUUUGCUUUUUAUCCAUAGAAACAAGUAAUAAAAUGAAUGUGUCUUCAAGAAGCCCCUUCUAGUCAUUUCUUCCCAACCCCUGCCCAGGAACCAGAGCUACUUCCUACCAGACUGGAAGGGAGGUAGAGAGCAUCCAUCUGAGGUAACCCAUUUCAGCACUGGGGACUGCCCAGGAGUGCUUCCUCUCUACCUUUUGACUGAUAGUCUAGGGUGCUGCUAGGC